Gadus chalcogrammus (walleye pollock) is the source of this 9426-nucleotide messenger RNA. Its product is annotated as myosin-7. NCBI's taxonomy places the organism in Eukaryota, Metazoa, Chordata, Actinopteri, Gadiformes, Gadidae. Gene Ontology annotation, molecular function: actin filament binding; ATP binding; cytoskeletal motor activity. The transcript is spliced from 36 exons. The coding region runs from base 831 to 6764 and encodes 1977 amino acids. The record is from RefSeq and is a predicted model, not a curated record. Gene Ontology annotation, cellular component: myosin complex.
AUAUGUGGAAUACUCAAAUAAAUGACACUGAUAUUCAUUCUCACAUAUGAAUCAUACACUAUGUAUCUACAAGUGCUUAAUCAGCUGAUAACCUAAACUAAUGUACUGACGAUAAAUUAUAAAUAAUAUUUUGCUGAUGAUUGAUUGAUUACCUGCUACAAAUUAUUAUUUGGUCUGAUGGUAAUAAUUCAAAUUAUUAUUAUAUGCUACUAAAUAUGAGGUGGUCUGCUGUUAUGAUUGAAGUAUAUGCCCUCAGAACUACAACAAUUGUUCUGACAUGCAUUCUAGACGACACACAGGACAAACAUGUAAAGGAUGGAAUUCCUCUUGACUAUUUAAAGAUGGAGGCUUUGCAGCACCUCCUCAGGCAGGGCAGUCUGAGGAGGAUGCAUAUGAAUCAUUGUGGCACAGCAUGGAUCUCCUAAUAUGGCACAGUUAAGGCCCCCAACCCACCCCCCUUACUGAUAAGACUGACCCGCUGAUAUCUAUAUUGCUUUUCCACCAAUCAUUAACCCCCUCCCUCCCUACACGUACCCCCCCAAUCCCAAUGCAGACAUAAUAGCAUUCCUGAACCUGGAGCACCCCCCCAUAUAUGGCAGAGGGGGACUUCAUUUAUAAAAAGGGCCCACUGACAGACCCCUCGAAUUGGUUGCCAUUCUUUCAGCCGGUAAGAUGGAAGCACACAGGCAUACACACCUUCUCUAUCUGACUUGCUACUGAGGCUAACUGUUUGUAUUCAUAUGGACGGGAAAUACAUUCAACUGUUUGAUUUGCUUCUUUAGGACCAGUGCACCUCCAUUCUCCUUCGGUAGGGGCUCAACAGCGUUAACAUGGGGGAUGCUACCAUGAGAGAUUUUGGGCCCGCCGCGUCCUACCUGAGGAAGUCGGACAAAGAACGUCUGGAGGCCCAGACGCGGGCCUUUGACAUGAAGAAGGAAUGCUUUGUCCCUGACGCCGACGAGGAGUAUGUCAAGGCCACCAUCAGCAGCCGAGAAGGGGACACCGUCAUCGCCCAGACCGAGAGGGGAAAGACCGUGACGGUGAAGGAGUGUGACGUACACCCUCAGAACCCGCCAAAGUUUGAUAAAAUUGAAGACAUGGCGAUGUUCACCUUCCUCCACGAGCCCGCCGUGCUGUUCAACCUCAAAGAGCGUUACGCAGCGUGGAUGAUCUACACGUACUCUGGGCUGUUCUGUGUGACGGUCAACCCCUACAAGUGGCUGCCGGUCUACAACCAAGAGGUGGUGGAGGCGUACAGAGGAAAGAAGAGGAGUGAAGCUCCUCCUCAUAUCUUCUCAAUCUCUGACAAUGCCUACCAGUACAUGCUGACAGACAGAGAAAACCAAUCGAUUCUUAUCACCGGAGAAUCUGGUGCUGGGAAAACAGUCAACACCAAGCGUGUUAUUCAGUACUUUGCCAGUAUCGCCGCUGCCGGUGGGAAGAAGGAAGGAAACUCUGACAAAAAGGGCACCUUGGAGGAUCAAAUCAUCCAGGCUAACCCAGCCCUGGAGGCCUUCGGUAACGCUAAAACCAUCAGGAACGACAAUUCUUCCAGAUUUGGCAAAUUUAUUAGAAUCCAUUUCGCUGCCAGUGGAAAGCUGGCCUCUGCGGAUAUUGAGACUUAUCUAUUGGAAAAGUCUCGUGUCACUUUCCAGCUGAAGGCUGAGAGAGAUUACCAUAUCUUCUACCAGAUUCUGUCUCAGAAGAAACCUGAGUUGCUUGAAAUGCUGCUCAUCACCAACAACCCCUACGACUACUCCUUCAUUUCUCAAGGGGAGACGACAGUAGCCUCCAUCGAUGAUGCUGAGGAACUAGUGAUGACUGAUGAUGCUUUUGAUGUGCUGGGCUUCACCCAAGAAGACAAAAAUGGCAUCUAUAAGAUGAUUGGUGCCAUCAUGCACUAUGGCAACAUGAGGUUCAAGCAGAAACAGCGUGAGGAGCAGGCUGAGCCUGAUGGCAGCGAGGAUGCUGACAAAGUUGCGUAUCUGAUGGGCCUGAACUCUGCAGACCUCAUCAAGGGUUUGUGUCACCCAAGAGUCAAAGUAGGAAAUGAGUGGGUCACCAAGGGACAGAGUGUUCAGCAGGUGUACUACGCCAUCGGUGCGCUGUCCAAGUCAGUGUACGAGAAGAUGUUCUUGUGGAUGGUGGUGAGGAUCAACCUGUCCCUCGAUACCAAGCAGUCCCGCCAGUACUUCAUUGGAGUGCUGGACAUUGCUGGAUUUGAGAUCUUUGAUUACAACACUUUCGAGCAGCUCUGCAUCAACUUUACCAACGAGAAACUGCAACAGUUCUUCAACCACCACAUGUUUGUGCUGGAGCAGGAAGAGUAUAAGAAAGAGGGCAUUGAAUGGACUUUCAUUGACUUUGGUAUGGACUUGCAGGCCUGCAUCGACUUGAUUGAAAAGCCCAUGGGCAUCAUGUCUAUCCUUGAAGAGGAGUGCAUGUUCCCCAAGGCCAGUGAUGCCACAUUCAAAGCCAAGCUGUAUGACAACCACCUGGGGAAAUCCAACAACUUCCAGAAGCCCAGGGUUGUCAAGGGGAAACCAGAGGCCCACUUCUCCCUGGUUCACUACGCUGGCACUGUUGACUACAACAUCUUUAACUGGCUGGUGAAGAACAAGGAUCCAUUGAAUGAAACUGUUGUGGGACUUUACCAGAAGUCAAAUCUUAAAAUGUUGUCCAACCUCUUCGUAAAUUACGCUGGUACAGAUUCAGGUAAACUAAUUUGGAAAGGGAAGAAUAUCUUAUUGACUACAAGAGCACAUCAUCAUCAUCAAUAUUGUCUUGGUUUAAUUGGGAAUGCUAAUUUUCAAGUUUUUUGUACUGGAUCAACAGAUGGAAAAGGAGGAAAAGGUGGUGGAAGUAAGAAGAAGGGAUCCUCCUUCCAGACUGUGUCAGCGUUGCACAGGGAGAACCUGAACAAGCUGAUGACCAACUUGAGGUCUACUCACCCUCAUUUUGUCCGCUGCAUCAUCCCCAAUGAGAGCAAGAAUCCUGGGGCCAUGGAGAACCCUCUGGUGAUGCACCAGCUACGCUGUAACGGUGUGCUGGAAGGCAUCAGGAUCUGCAGGAAGGGCUUCCCCAACAGGAUUCUGUAUGCAGAUUUCAAACAGAGAUACCGCAUCCUUAAUCCUGCCGCAAUCCCAGACGGACAAUUUAUAGACAGCAGGAAAGGGGCUGAGAAGCUACUUGGUUGUCUGGAUAUUGAUCACAACCAGUACAAGUUUGGACACACUAAAGUGUUCUUCAAGGCCGGUCUCCUCGGGACACUUGAGGAGAUGAGAGAUGACCGUCUGUCACUUAUCAUAUCUGGGAUCCAGUCUCGGGCAAGGGGACUCCUUGCAAGGCUAGAAUUCCAGAAGAUUGUGGAGCGAAGAGAUGCACUACUGGUAAUCCAGUGGAACAUCCGUGCCUUCAUGGGAGUGAAGAACUGGCCCUGGAUGAAGCUGUUCUUCAAGAUCAAACCUCUGCUGAGAUCGGCGGAGGCAGAGAAAGAGAUGGCCAACAUGAAGGAAGAAUUCCUGAAGUUGAAGGAGGCUUACGCAAAGUCAGAGGCUCGCAGGAAGGAACUAGAGGAGAAAAUGGUGUCUCUUCUCCAAGAGAAGAACGACCUGCAGCUCGGUGUCCAAGCUGAACAAGAUAAUCUUGCAGAUGCUGAGGAAAGAUGUGAAGGGCUUAUCAAAAAUAAGAUUCAGAUGGAAGCAAAGGCCAAGGAGCUUUCCGAGAGACUGGAGGAUGAGGAGGAGAUGAACGCUGAACUUACUGCUAAGAAGAGGAAGCUGGAAGAUGAGUGCUCUGAGUUGAAGAAGGAUAUAGAUGACCUGGAACUAACACUGGCAAAGGUGGAGAAAGAGAAGCAUGCAACUGAGAACAAGGUGAAGAACCUAGUUGAGGAAAUGGCUUCUCUGGAUGAAAUCAUUACCAAGUUGACCAAGGAGAAGAAAGCCUUACAGGAGUCUCAUCAACAAACACUGGAUGACCUACAGAGUGAGGAAGACAAAGUCAACACUCUGACCAAGGCCAAAGUCAAGCUGGAGCAGCAAGUGGAUGAUCUUGAAGGGUCACUGGAACAAGAGAAGAAAAUUCGUAUGGACCUUGAGAGAGCUAAGAGAAAGUUGGAAGGAGACUUGAAGUUAACUCAGGAAAGCCUAAUGGACCUUGAGAAUGACAAGCAGCAACUUGAGGAGCGGCUUAAAAAGAAAGACUUUGAAGUGAGCCAACUCAACAGUAAAAUUGAAGAUGAGCAGGCAAUUAGCAUUCAGCUUCAAAAGAAACUUAAAGAGCUUCAGGCCCGCAUUGAAGAACUGGAAGAGGAGCUUGAGGCAGAGCGAGCUGCCCGAGCCAAGGUGGAGAAACAGAGAGCAGACUUGGCCAGAGAGCUGGAGGAGAUCAGUGAGAGGCUGGAGGAGGCUGGCGGAGCAACAUCUGCCCAGAUUGAGAUGAACAAGAAGAGGGAAGCCGAGUUCCAGAAGCUCCGCAGAGACCUUGAAGAGGCCACUCUGCAACACGAGUCUACCGCUGCCACACUCCGGAAGAAGCAAGCUGACAGUGUAUCCGAUCUUGGGGAGCAGAUCGACAACCUGCAGAGAGUCAAGCAGAAGCUGGAGAAGGAGAAGAGCGAGCUCAGACUGGAGCUGGACGAUGUGGUCUCCAACAUGGAACAUAUCGUUAAGACAAAGACAAACCUAGAGAAAAUGUGCAGGACCUUGGAAGAUCAGAAUAGUGAAUACAAGACUAAAUACGAAGAGGGUCAACGUUGCAUCAAUGACUUCAACAUGCAAAAGGCAAGGCUGCAGACGGAAAAUGGUGAGCUCUCGAGGCAAAUGGAGGACAAGGACUCCCUGGUGUCUCAGCUGACAAGAGGAAAACUGUCCUACACUCAGCAGAUUGAGGACCUCAAGAGACAACUAGAAGAGGAGACAAAGGCCAAGAAUGCAUUAGCCCAUGCAGUGCAGUCCUCCCGCCAUGACUGCGACCUGCUGAGAGAGCAGUUUGAGGAGGAGCAGGAGGCCAAGGCUGAGCUACAGCGCAGCAUGUCCAAAGCUAACUCUGAGGUGGCUCAGUGGAGAACCAAGUAUGAAACUGAUGCCAUCCAGAGGACUGAGGAACUAGAGGAGGCCAAGAAGAAGCUGGCCCAGCGUCUUCAGGAUGCUGAGGAGGCUGUGGAGGCAGUCAAUGCUAAAUGUUCCUCCCUGGAGAAGACCAAACACAGACUGCAGAAUGAGAUUGAAGAUCUCAUGGUGGAUGUGGAGAGGUCUAAUGCUGCUGCUGCCGCUCUGGACAAAAAGCAAAGAAACUUUGAUAAGGUCCUGUCUGAGUGGAAGCAGAAGUUUGAGGAGUCUCAGUGUGAGCUGGAGAGCUCCCAGAAGGAGGCACGCUCUCUGAGCACUGAACUCUUCAAACUGAAGAACUCCUACGAGGAAUCUCUGGAUCACUUGGAGACCAUUAAGAGAGAGAACAAGAACCUCCAAGAGGAAAUCUCGGACCUUACUGAGCAACUUGGUGAGGGGUCAAAGAGCAUCCAUGAACUGGAGAAACUGAGGAAACAGCUGGAACAGGAGAAGAGUGAGAUCCAAUCUGCUCUGGAGGAAGCGGAGGCCUCCUUGGAGCAUGAAGAGGGAAAGAUUCUGAGAGCCCAGCUUGAGUUCAAUCAGGUUAAGGCUGAAAUCGAAAGGAAGUUGGCUGAGAAGGAUGAGGAGAUGGAGCAGACCAAGAGGAACCUGCAGAGGAACAUAGACACCCUGCAGAGCUCUCUGGAAGCAGAGUGCCGCAGCAGGAAUGAGGCCCUCCGCUUGAAGAAGAAGAUGGAGGGAGACCUCAAUGAGAUGGAGAUCCAGCUCAGCCAGGCCAACCGGCAGGCGUCUGAAGCCCAGAAGCAGCUGAAGUCUGUCCAUGGUCACCUCAAAGAUUCUCAAAUCCAGCUGGACGAGUCUCUUCGGGCCAAUGAGGAUCUUAAGGAGAACAUGGCAAUCGUGGAGAGGCGUAACAACCUGAUGCAGGCUGAACUGGAGGAGCUGAGGUCCGCUCUCGAGCAAACUGAACGCUGUCGCAAACUUGCUGAGCAAGAGCUGCUGGAUGUCAGUGAGAGGGUGCAGUUACUGCACUCACAGAACACCAGCCUGAUAAACCAGAAGAAGAAGCUGGAGGCCGAUACGUCCCAGCUUCAGUCUGAGGUGGAGGAGGCUUUGCAGGAGUGCAGGAAUGCUGAGGAAAAGGCCAAGAAGGCCAUUACUGAUGCGGCCAUGAUGGCAGAGGAGCUGAAGAAGGAGCAGGACACCAGCUCUCACCUGGAGCGCAUGAAGAAGAACAUGGAGCAGACCAUCAAGGACCUGCAGCACCGCCUGGAUGAGGCUGAGCAGAUUGCUAUGAAGGGGGGCAAGAAGCAGGUCCAGAAGCUGGAGGCCAGGGUACGGGAGCUGGAGACCGAGGUGGAGUCUGAGCAAAAGAAGAGCGGUGAAGCAGUGAAGGGAAUCCGCAAAUACGAGAGACGAAUCAAAGAGCUGACAUAUCAGACUGAUGAGGAUCGCAAGAACGUCACUCGUCUCCAAGACCUUGUAGACAAGCUGCAGCUGAAGGUCAAAGCCUACAAGAGGACAUCUGAGGAGGCUGAGGAACAGGCCAACUGCCACCUGGGCAAGUUCCGUAAGCUGCAGCAUGAGCUGGACGAGGCUGAGGAGAGAGCAGACAUCGCUGAGACACAGGUCAACAAGCUGAGGGCCAAGAGCCGCGACGGGGGCCCCAAGAGGGGGCUGGAUGAGGAGUGAUUCUACCGGAGGUCCACCAUGGACCCUUUGGAACUGAUGAGGGUUCCCCUGGUCCCCAAUGUGUUUCUGUAGAAUAAAGCGAAAGUGCAUUCAAAUAUAAUAAUGUGCCCAGUCGUUAUUUCAUACAGUUGAACUCAAUCAUAACCUCUAUCCUCAUUACGUUCUCCUUAAUUGAUUGAUCAUUAAUAGGACACUUAGAAAAGGAGAAAGUGUAGAAAGUGCAGCAGAUGAUGCAAUUGUUUAAUCUCAAUAAGUGGAAAACAGAGAUUGAGAAUAUAAAACAGUUUACUCCAUCUGUGUGGAAGACCUAGCCUCGGGCAUGAUGUUAGUCACAUUGCAGAGUUGUGACAACCUAGUGGAUCAUGCCUGCCACCCUCUGGUAAUACACCAUAAUGACACUGUGAGUAUGUCUACUCAACAUUGAAGCAAUGUUACCUUGAAUGAGAAGACUUGUUUUAAAAGCAGAAAAAAAUGCGGUAUGUAGAAAUGAAACUAAAUAAGACUAAAUAAGUAGGAGGACAGAAAUAGUCAUACCAGAGGGUGUGGGAGGGUACUUGAAAACAAAAUAAUCCUAUAUAGAAAUAAACUUCCUAAAGUCCUACAAAAUGUAUAAUGUUUUGAUAAAAAUGUAUACGAUUAUAUUAAUGGUGCCGCAGGAUUUAAUGGCCUCUAUCGGGGACAAACUGAACGCUCCCAUCCCACUGCAGUGACGUAGGAUGAGCCCCUGUGGCCUGUACUGGCCUGUCAGGUGAAAGCAGGUUAUUCCUAAAUGAUUCCAUCAUUUACAAGGGAUGAGGUUCAUUGAUAGAUUCAUAAAUUGUGUUUAGGCAGUAACACGAUACAUCAUAUCUAACAUGCAAGUCUUCCAUGAUGAAAAACGAAAUGAGUCCCCUCUAGAUCCGUUUGUCCAUUCUGGGCCACUGUAUAAAACAUCAACAAGGCAGGCUCAACAGAACAGUACCUACUCCCUAUCUAGCUAUAAAGGGCUAAUUCUUAGGUAACGAAAACAUAACAAUUCUUAUUUACUUGGGAUUAUAGACUUAUUAAAACCUACUUCAGAAUAUUAUAUUCCAUUUCUGUAAAGUCAGUUCCGCAAAAUGCCACUAAAUUCUACUUAAUUCACAUUUAAAGUUAAUAUAUAGGCUUAUUGUGUUUGUUAAUGCUCUUAGAUAUCCACAGCAACAUUUAUUUUUAUUUUUGCAAAGACUACAAUGAAGGGGUACCAAUUAAAACUAAAAUGACAUAUAAUGUACUGUGUACUUCAGGUUUUACUAAGCUAAAGUUAUAUUGCGUGCCUUUAAAAUCGACCCACAGAAAGUUGAAAAUUUGUGUUUGUAAUUGAAACAGUCUUUAGAACAGUCUUUGUUUGCCUACUUGCCAACAUUUAGCUGCAGGAGAGCAAACGCUCUGUGAUGCUUUGGUACCAUCAACCCCUGGAAACAAUGGGAACAUUGCACAGGUCUUCCUGGGCACUGCAAGCUCCUUUUGGUUUUGUUCUCUUUGAUGCAUGCUGAGGAAGAGCACACAAAUAUUGCAUAGUUUGAAGUUAAAAGAUUGGAAACAUAUUAAAACAUUAACCAUGGAAAUAAAAAACAAUCUUGCCAAGCAACAGGAGCAUUGUUGUACUGAUGCUUGUUUAUGGGAGCAACAUCCCAUAAUUAUAACGGCCAAGCACUAGCUGUUCUCUGAAUCAACCCUACUGACAUUGACAGUAGCACCUAGGACACCUAUGGGUUUUAGCAUACAGCCACAGCAUCCCCAGGUGGUGACACCACCUGUCGCUUCCAUCAACGGAGACGCCAACUGCCAACAGAUUGGUCGAGCAUCUGGCGAGUUUGUGCGAGGAACGAACGACGACGGAACACCAGACUAUGGUGUCUACAGGGAGGCAUUGACAGCUUGGAAUGAACAAAUUUGAAAGCUUAUUCCAAUCGACUAAAUUGAACCUCCUUGCGAGUCGCGUUGGUGGGGAGGCUCUCUGUGCAUGUUCUCGAAGCACCAAGGAAAUGUUCAUCUUAUUGCACUUUUAAAUAUGACAAUGAUUUCAUGGGGAUUUUUCAUACCAGUGGGAAUAAUUCUUCUUUUGAUAAUUUUUUUCCACUGUGUUUUGUGAAUGUUUUUACAGACUAGUUUAUGGUGUGGUAGGUUAGCUUUAAUCACAUAAGCAGGCUUGUUAGUUGGAAGGAAAGAGCAAAGGAAGGUCAUCCAGGUCUGUGUACAGCAACCAAACACAGCACAACAGAACACUAAAAUAGUGAUGCCCUGACGAAUAAUACAAUCCUUUUCGAUAAUUGUUGCGACGGGUCAUGUUCUUCCAGUCACAUGAAGCAUUAAUAACGGAAAAAAGCAUUCCUUGGCCGAUAAAACGGACCACAUAAAAAAAUCCCCAGACCAGUAUUGCACCUGUUGCCUCUUAUCUAUCACAUAUGCCAUUCACAAAGAGACAGACAAAAAAACAAGGCAAGAAUUUCACAGGGUUAUCUUUGUCGGCAAGGCCAAAGGGGAGGGAAACAAUGGCAUGAUGACAGGACGAGACAAAGGGUGCAGACUGAAGCCAUUAGAAAAGUAUGGGUGACCAGUGACCACUGAAAGUAAUCCGACCCCUGUCCUUAUUAGACAUUGACAGCUGGAACCUUCUAUUGUCCUCAUACGAUGCUCAGAA